AUGAGUAACCAGCGGAGGAUUCUAGAAGGAAUUCAUCGUGCGGGUUUGGCCGUGAAGGAUUUGGAGGUGGCAUCUGAGCCGGCCUCGGAGGCGCUGUCUGUCUGCCCCGUCUGCCAAUGGGCAACGGGGGGUGGGCUGGGAGCACCCCACGACUACUUCAGCAUCCUUGGGGGUGCCGACAGAGACACGGAGAGGAGCAAGCGGAGCCCAAGGGACCCUGGAGGUGGGUGGGGGCCGCUGGGAGCAGACACCUGGGGAGUGGCUGGAGGAGGAGCCGAGCCCGUGGAUGGGGAUUUAGCGGCUGGGAAGAUGGCCUCCUCCGCCUUUCCCAUGGGUCCCAUCGACAGCCUCGAGCUCCUGGAUCUCCUGUUCGACCGGCAGGACGGCAUCCUGAGACACGUGGAUCUGAGUGACGGCUGGGACCAAAGUGAGGGCCAGAUCCUGCCAGGCCCCGAACCCAACGACUUCCUCAGCUCCAUCCUGGGCCCUGGCGACUCUGGGUCCAACUCUCCCCUCUGGUCCCCAGCGGCCAGUGACAGUGGCAUCUCCGAAGAUCUGCCAUCUGAUGCCCAGGACACCCCUCCCCACAGCGGGCCUGCCGCCGUCCCCAGUGGCCACCCCCCAGAGGCCGAGCCCAGCAAGGAGCCCAUCCCCGCCUUUCAUCCGGGUCCCUCCUGCCCUACCAGGGACAUGGGGCCGGGCACCCAGCUGCUGGACACCUCAGUGGCCAUAGACGUGGAAAUGUGGAGCCCAGGAAGAAGCCUCUAUUCUGGGGAGCAGGCCGGGCUGUCGGACUCACCCCCACGCUGCAACCUCACGGUGAAAGAGCUCCUUCUCUCUGGUGUCAGCAGCGACCUGCAGCAACAUCCCCUGGUGGGUCCCCAUCUGCUGCGACCAGGCCCCGGGCACUGCCAACAGCUGGUGCUGACAGAGGACGAGAAGAAGCUGCUGGCCAAAGAGGGUAUCAGUCUGCCCACCCAGCUGCCCCUGACCAAGUACGAGGAGCGAGUGCUGAAAAAAAUCCGCCGGAAAAUCCGGAAUAAACAGUCGGCUCAAGAAAGCAGGAAGAAGAAGAAGGAAUAUAUUGAUGGUUUGGAGACGAGGAUGUCAGCCUGUACUGCCCAGAACCAGGAGCUGCAGAGAAAAGUGCUGCAUCUCGAGAAGCAGAACCUGUCCCUCUUGGAGCAGCUGAAGAAACUUCAAGCUAUUGUGGUCCAAUCCACCAGCAAGUCUGCCCAGACUGGCACCUGUAUAGCGGUCCUGCUGCUCUCCUUCGCCCUCAUCGUCCUCCCCUCCAUCAGCCCUUUCACCCCAAACAAAGCCGAGAGCCCCGGGGACUUUGCACCUGUGCGAGUCUUCUCCAGAACUUUGCACAACGAUGCGGCGUCCCGCGUGGUCUCCGACACUGCCCCGGGGUCUGAGGCCCUGGGACCCCAGCCUGAGGUCGGCACACCCCGGGAAGGGUCUCCAGACAAUCCUGGGGCUGAUGGAGGCUCCAAGGACACGCCGGCGCUGGACAACUCGACCCUCUUGCUGGGCAACUCGACGGAGCAGCUGGGCAACUCGACGGAGGAGCUGGGCCCGGCCACCCUGCUGGACUGGGCCACGCCUGAGCCAGGGCGCAGCCCGGGACGCGCGGGGCUGGAGGCGGCUGGGGAGGAGCUGUGAGCGCCCCCAGGACCUUGUCCCCAUGUCUCUCUGCCCUGGGGGUGCAUCUCUAGGUGCUGCAGUAACAGGAACCAGAACUGUUAGGUGAGGCAGAGACCCCCGCGGAGCCCCCCGGAUUGAGAAUCACAAACUUGCAGCUACAGACCCAGGGGCCAAGACAGAGCCCCAAACCCUGGGGAGGUUACACAGACAGACCCGGGUGCCCAGAUGCAGAGAAGAGGAAGAUGUCUACAGACACACAGAUGCACACCCAAACACGCACAAACUGAGACAGUCACUCAGGCUCGGACAGACACACAGACACGUCCGAUGCCUCAGCGACUGCCCACGCCCCUGGACACCUCCCCUCCCACCCCGCACAAAGAGGGGAGAAAGCGGGCAAAGACGGGGACCCCGGUCCCGGGCUGAGCUCUGGACUUUAAAGACAGUCGUGAUUCUUAAUAAAAGUGUUUUGGCAAAA
Messenger RNA from Choloepus didactylus (southern two-toed sloth), 2128 nucleotides. It is a transcript of the gene CREB3L3, whose product is annotated as cAMP responsive element binding protein 3 like 3. The record is from RefSeq and is a predicted model, not a curated record. Gene Ontology annotation, biological process: regulation of transcription by RNA polymerase II. NCBI's taxonomy places the organism in Eukaryota, Metazoa, Chordata, Mammalia, Pilosa, Megalonychidae. Gene Ontology annotation, molecular function: RNA polymerase II cis-regulatory region sequence-specific DNA binding; DNA-binding transcription factor activity, RNA polymerase II-specific. The transcript has 11 exons. Bases 1 to 1668 code for a protein of 555 amino acids. Gene Ontology annotation, cellular component: nucleus.